AUGGCCGACUUACCAUCAGCACGUCAACAGGCAGUUAGGAGCAAAGGUCAAUCCAACUGUGCUUAUCACCAUGGAAACAAGGUGAUUUUCGAGUGUGAAACGUGUAAUGAACUUGGAUGUCUCCAGUGUCUAUAUACAGUUCAUAGGAACCACGUUCUGGGAGACCUAAGUAUCAAAAUAGCAGCGAAGAAAGAAAACAUUCAGCAGUUUAUUGAGCAUAUAGAGAAAAAGGAUUUACUUGAAGUCAGAAAUGAGUUGGAUUGGACAGACAAUGAACUGAAAAAUAAUUCUGAACAUUUUGCGAAUCAUAUCAUACAUUUGACGGAACAAGGCAACCGAAUGAAAGAAGAGAUAGACGCUCAAAUUGCAAAAUUUACAGGACUUUAUAAAGUAUUGGAAGAAGAAAAUGCUUUGGAAUUGAAGAAUUUCAAGGAAAAACUUCAUAAAAGGCUGCAAAGUUUUGAAAAACAUUUGCAAAAAUGUAAAGAGUUCCUUCAAACUGGAGGUGAUGUUGAGAUCUACGACUUUGAUAUUCCUGAUGCUUUAGUAUAUCCAUUCAAACCGUCUCUUAAAAGUGUCAGGUUUACUCCAAAUGACCACUUUUAUGAAAACCUUGAAAAGGCAUUUGGUACCUUUGAACAUGUCGAUCUGCACGAGAGAGAUGCAAUCCCUGACAUAUUUUCAGGUUCGUCGUGGUCUACUCUGUCGAAUGACCUUGCUACAACUAGAUCAAUACAUUCAGAGACAAACAAACAUUUGCAUGAGAAACGUUCCCAGCCAGAACCUGUGUCAUCCAAGAAUAGACUACUACCAAAAGCUAAAGUGAUAACUGAAGGCGCUGUUUCAUCUAACUUUGGAAAUACCAUAUGUACCGACCAAGAUGAUAGAGUUUGGGUGACUUAUUCUGACAUGAAAGGUGUAAUUCUCUUGCACAGGAACGGCCUCGUGUACGCACGGGUGAGCUCCAACCUGAGAAUUAGGGAUAUUAGUGUUUCUCCGACCACACAAACCCUUUGGGCCUGUUCCGCGGACAAUUGGUCCGUGAUGGAUUGCUCGCUGUCAAAAAAUCCAUGUUUUCGUUUCCAAUUCUUCACCAACGACAGGCCCGUUUGUCUGUGUGCGACACAUGACAAUCGCAUCCUGAUCGGAACCAAUCAAAAACUCACCAAAUUCACACUUGCUGGCCGAAAGAUAAUUUCUACGAAAUUGUCAGGAACGGAAAAUUUCAAUGGGCACAAUCCAGUCAAGAUUUCCGAAUGUAGGGUUUCUCAAAAUAUCGCAAUUUUGGAUCUAAGCGUAUCCGAUGAAAACACUCCUCGGAGACAGGUGCUUGUCAUGAACAAAAACUUCGAAAUACUGUUCAAAUACACAGAUGACAUGCCGAUUUUGGAGCCCACGUAUAUUUCGUAUGACAGUCAUGGAAGCCUGGUUAUAGCUGACAGACGUUUUGUUCACCUUGUCAGUGAUCAGGGGAAACACAUUUCGGUUAUACACUCCGACAGCACGUGUAUCAGUGCGAUGGGUUUGGAUCAGGACAAUAUCGUCUGGAUUGUUACUGAUUUGGACAAGGUGAAGCUUCUACAAUACUAUCGUGAUUCUAGCUAUGGCAAAUCUUGUACUAUUUCCUGA
This is a messenger RNA of Mizuhopecten yessoensis (Yesso scallop), 1629 nucleotides long. RefSeq lists its product as uncharacterized. The transcript has a single exon. Bases 1 to 1629 code for a protein of 542 amino acids. The record is from RefSeq and is a predicted model, not a curated record. Lineage: Eukaryota; Metazoa; Mollusca; Bivalvia; Pectinida; Pectinidae. Gene Ontology annotation, molecular function: protein binding; zinc ion binding.